Macrobrachium nipponense is the source of this 1911-nucleotide messenger RNA. Its product is annotated as iron-sulfur cluster assembly 2 homolog, mitochondrial-like. Gene Ontology annotation, biological process: iron-sulfur cluster assembly. The record is from RefSeq and is a predicted model, not a curated record. Lineage: Eukaryota; Metazoa; Arthropoda; Malacostraca; Decapoda; Palaemonidae. The transcript is spliced from 3 exons. Gene Ontology annotation, molecular function: 4 iron, 4 sulfur cluster binding; iron ion binding; 2 iron, 2 sulfur cluster binding. Gene Ontology annotation, cellular component: mitochondrion. Bases 468 to 1037 code for a protein of 189 amino acids.
AUCGGCCCUUAAUACGCGUCCAGGCCGUUGCUCUGGCGUUUCGUGUCCAACGAGGAACGACCAUAAAAGCUUUCUUUUCUAUAUUCGUCAACUGCUAAGGCGUUUCUGUAAUGACAGCCGGCCAUUAAGAUGCAUUCUUCUAGAUUACGUAUUUAUAAGCAUAGCUGGCAACGUCAACCCGGCCUCACGGACGAUGCUAAAUGUUACCACAUUGUCUUAAAGUUUCGAUGCCCAGAGGAAGUUUUCGCCCGAUUCUCGAUUCAAUCUCGUCGAUUUCGGGUCGAUUUCGCGAUUAAUUAUGCAUUAUAAAUUUAUGAUGUGUCAUAAUAUGAAUUAAAAAUUUUCAAAUGUUCGACUGGCGAAGGAUAAUACGGCUUUUAACGCGUAAUGAAAAACGAAAGUAGGAAAGACGAACGAAGCUCAAUGGGAAAAAGGCGAUCCGUCCUGUGCGUCGUCUGCACUUGCGAAUGUUAUGUUGCCUCAGAAGCGAAGUGACCAGGAUGGCGACCACAGCAAUACGUUCGAAAUUGUCAAAAUUCGUCCAUUGCCGUCACUGUCGAUAUUCCAGGUGCUUUUCGACCAAGAGAGCAUUACCACUGUUGACUUCAAAAGCUUCAAAUAGUAGUACUACUACUAGUCGUCAGCACAUCCUACAAUACCCGUCAUUUGCUACCGAUGCCAAAUCAGUAAGCACCGACAAACACCCAAAUGAAGGCCUCAUCCUUAGUGAUUCCUGCGUUACAAGGCUCAAGGAGAUAAUAGAUGAUGAUUCUUCUUUUCUUAGGAUUAUAGUGGAAGGUGGAGGGUGUUCAGGUUUUCAGUACAAGUUCGACGUAGAUACACAAUUAUCUGAGGAUGACAGGGUUUUUGAAAGAGAUGGUGUCCGUGUUGUCGUAGACGAAACGUCAAUGGAAUAUGUAAAAGGAUCCACCAUUGACUAUCACACGGAACUCAUUCGAGCAGCUUUCAGACUCCUAGAUAAUCCGCAAGCAGAAGCUGGCUGCUCGUGUGGGGCAUCUUUUUCCAUAAAGAUAUAGAAAAAUGUAGUAUAUACAUGUUUUGUUUGGAAAUUGGCUGUGUUGUUCACUGAAUGCCAAGGAAGUUAUAAGGUUUCAGAUGUAACAUUUUCUGCUCAAGAAAAGUUCUGUAUAUAUGUACAUAGGUAUUUAGUUAUUUUUUUUAGAUUUGGAGAUUUAUUUCUGCUUUAAUAGAUUGUCCAUUAUUGUUAAUAGCAGAGAUAUCUGUAGCUUGAAAGCAAGUUCUAGCACUAUUUGGACACUAGUUAAUAGUGCAUUUUUUGUUUUAAGUUCAUAGUUAUUUAAUGAAUAUAUAAAAGGUGCUGUAUUCUUGUGCUUGGUUGUGGAAUGUUAAAAACAGGCAAAACUUGACUUGCACCAAGAAGCUAAAGUUUAUUUACAAUUGAAUUUCAAAUAACUCAGUAUUAAAAAGAGGAAAUGAAAAUAGUCUUGGUCAGGGGACAUUCAACCUCAGUAGGUCAAAAGAAAGUCAAGACAAGACAUCAGGUGCAGCUAAAUGGCACGAUUUGGCGCAGAUGUACCUCUGCAAUCAGGGUUAGGAAUGAAGGUGAAAUGUUAGAUAUUAGUUUUCAUUUGUGAUAGGAAAAAUGUUAGAAAUUAGUUUAGAUAUUAGUUUUCAUUUGUGAUAGGCCAGAGAAAUACAAAGUGGGUUAUGUGUGCCUUAAAUUAUAAACGGGUUAUGUUUUCUACGCAGGUAUUUAGGUGAAUGAUGAAGCUAAGGAAGGUUUGUGAUACUAAUAGGUACUGCAGUGCUUAUCACUUGGCAAAAAUAAGACUAGACAAGGUUUAAGUUUUAACAGGUCUGAUGAAAAACAUCAGGUUGAUAUAUAUUGUUAUUAAUUUAAUUUAUUGAAUAAAACCAUCAAGUGUUAUA